GGUGCAUAAACCAGUGAUUAUAGAUACAACCUUCUUUUUUUGUUUUGUUUUUACCUAGGCCUAUGCCAUAGGUAGCAUACAAUAAUGACGUGAUCCUUUAUUCUAUUGCAUUUUACAUUGUUGUUGUGUUUACACACUGUUAAAUAGAAUCUGUUAUUAUUGGGCUACGCGGGUUAAGUAAUUGUCAUUUAGGCCUACUGUAUUCGGCUAAUCAAAAUACGCUGGGGCUUUUAUUUUGUGUUUCGUCACCGGAAGUGUUCUGAUUUAAUAUGGGUGACUUGACACUGGUCCCAAGUUGAGUUCACUCGCUGUGCUGCUGCGUCGUGAGACAGUGGAUGAUAGAAGGACAAAAGAGGCUGAUUUGGGGUCUGUUCUGAGAGAGCCGCCUCACCUUCAUCCUUCAGUGUAUAGAAAAGGAAAGUGAAGCGCUUAAAGGCUACACAGACUAGACAGACAGACUUAAAGGAAAGUGGUAACUGGAUCAAGUCGGGCGACAGGAGCUCCUCUGAUUGAAUUGAUCCUCCUUGGAUGUAUCAGAGAGGAGGGGACGUUUUCUAAUCUGAUUCCCUUUUGGAAAUGAGCUACACGGCGGAUGUAAAGGAAGGUGACAGGAAUUCAAGAGGAAGAAUGAUAUCUGCAGGAAUCUGGCUGCUUUCAUCUCCUCUCUGAUUGUAUUCUUUUUAGGGGAUUGAUCUGUUACAUCCGAGCUUUUUAAAGGACCUUUCAAAUCAGCCUAUCUAAUUUCCAUCCACCCACCACAACGCAGCUGGUUGAUCACACUCAUUCAACCAAAGUUGAAAGAUUAGUUGUAAAAACUUGCAUUCAGCUCUAUUAUGGGAUGUCGGUGCCUGGCCUGUAAUUAAUUUAUAAACCAGUUUUUAAAAUAUUCAUUUUCUGAUCUAAUUUGAUUCAAUUGAGACUUGAACAUGGCCAUCAACACGGACACCGACUUCCUGAAGUCCAACUUAAGUGAGGGUGGAGGAGGCACUCAGGCUUCGGACCCCUACGAGACGGAGAAACUCCUGGCGCUGACCACCGAGCCUGGAGGAAAUGGGAUGAAGAUGUCCACCUCCUUUACGGUCAACAUGGACAGCGACAAGGGCCAGGAAGCAGACCUGAACGGCCACGGCGUUGCCGUGAGGUCUGGCUCCGCCGGACAGCUGGGCGCCGCCGCCCCCCUCUCCCCGUCCAAGGCCAGUCUGAGCCGCUCCUCCACCGGCAACGCUACAGUCCAGGAGACCCCGAAGCCCAAGGAUUACCUCAUCCUUGUUAUCAUGUCCUGCUUCUGCCCCGUCUGGCCCGUCAGCAUUGUCGCACUGGUGUACUCCAUCAUGGAUGCAGGAAAUGCUGAUACAAGAUGCAGCUAAGACACUGGACAGCCACACUGGACAGACACAGUUUGAUAUGCUGCUACUGUUUAGUACUCUCCAAUCAAUAUUCUGGUGACACAAUCCUCAGUUGGUCUUCAACAAACACUCUUUCCACCCCAUCUAUAGACUAUUAUGUGGCCUCUUCACAUUCAUAUUGUCGCACAUGUAAUCUACAGGAUCUACAGUAUGUUGAGGUUGCUCUGUGAUAAUAAUUGAAAGCUGACAUUUUUCUUGGUGUCACCCUCUGCAGUGGUGAGAGGUCUGCAGUAAAAUGGUGGACUUGUUAUUGAAAGCAGUGAGAGCUUGUAACUCAUUACAUUUAGCCAGUGCACAUUUAGAGAAUGUCCUAGAUAUCAAAGCGAGAUACCGCCGGCCUUAGUUGAUUUAGACGUGUAAAAAUAUAAAUGUAGUGUGAAGGUCAAGUGUGUGUGACCUGACAAGCAAAAGCUUUGUGUUCGACGUGUAAAUGAUUUUGUAAUUUAGAAUAACUACGGGUACGGUGGGGCAUUGAUGAAGUAGGCUAUUCCCCAUUGAUGGUGACCCUUGCUUCACUUUGGAACACAUAUACUAUUAAAACAAACUCAUCGCGUAUGCAAUAGACCAGUAGAACGCAGCAAAGC
Sander lucioperca (pikeperch) is the source of this 1990-nucleotide messenger RNA. RefSeq names its product trafficking regulator of GLUT4 (SLC2A4) 1a (gene trarg1a). The record is from RefSeq and is a predicted model, not a curated record. Gene Ontology annotation, cellular component: membrane. The transcript is spliced from 2 exons. Lineage: Eukaryota; Metazoa; Chordata; Actinopteri; Perciformes; Percidae. Bases 927 to 1367 code for a protein of 146 amino acids.